UGACCAUUCACAGGGAGAAGGUGAAUCCAGCGUCUGGGGGACUCCUCUGUCUGUCUGCUGGUGCUGGCAACCUGAUCGACUAGCAUCACCAACGCCCAUAAAGUGGCAAUAUACAGGAAAUAGACCUAGCUGCUAGAAGAAGAGCCGUCUUUUUCCGCUACAUCCGACCGGCACGAUUGUUUCACUGCAGUUGUAGUGAUUUGGAGUGAAGCCUAUUGUAUAACGUUAUCAGUUAUAGUUGUCUGAUGCAUAACGUCAACUGUACAAGUUAGCUGCUUUAUUACUGUGUAGCUAGCUCUCUCUGAUUUGGACCGAUACAACGUUGACUUUGUCCUUUUUUGGCUGCUGUCUAACGUUAUACGAAAAAUGGCAACCCAAAUCGAUAAAGAGGCUUGCAGAGAGGCUUACAACCAAGUCAGAGACGAUAACACGGACACCAACUGGGCUGCUUUUAAAUAUGACGGCUCUAUGAUCCUGCCUGCAGGACAAGGGACUGACUAUGAGGACUUCAAGAGCAUGUGCACAGAUGACUCUCGUCUGUUUGGUUUUGUCCGGAUCACGACGGGAGACGCCAUGAGCAAACGGGCCAAGUUCACUCUCAUCACCUGGAUUGGUGAGAACGUCGGUGGGCUGCAGCGCGCCAAGAUCAGCACCGACAAAGCGCUGGUCAAAGAGAUUGUGCAGAACUUUGCCAAGGAGUUCACGUUUAGUGAGCUGAGGGAACUGGAUGCAGACAACAUCCGCACAGAGCUGAAGAAGGCUGGUGGAGCCAACUACGAUGCUCAGGCAGAGUAGAGAAGUGCCAUGGUCCACUGGAAGGGUUGGGGUUGGGGUUAGGGGUGUCGGGUGUGAUUAGGGUGGGGUAUUUUGGAGUAAGUGGGAGAAGGGGGGGUUUGGGCAGGGCUGCUACCUCUUGGAGAGAGGGCAGGGUACGAUGGAGAAAAAGGGAAAUUCUCACAUAAACAAAGCAGAGCUUCACCAAGAGCAGUUUGUAGAACCAGUGUAAGCCUUUCAAAUACUGAUCAAUUAAAAAUGCCCAAUAAUGGUUUAUUAGAAAUCAGAACAUUCUUUUUCCCCCCACUAGUUUAACAGCUAUUAAUUUACUCUCAACAACAGUUUCAGAGUAGAUAAAAACACAUGUAGUUACUGAGUGAACUGGGACAGUUCCAAGGAGUUCAGAUGCUAUUGGUGCACCUCAAAAAUUAUAACAUUGGCAUUAGGGUGUGUUUAUAUGCUUGAUUUUCAAAAAGUGUGCGUGAGCUGAAUCUUUCACAUGCUUGUUUGCAUCGGUUUGUGCAUGUGGAAGAUUAAAAAGUACAUUCCCAGUACAUCUGGGGGCAGAUCAGGACCAAUUUAUCCUUAUCCUUGGGUGAAUAUCCUCCAAGAGACUUUGCACACAUAAAGAAACCUUGACAAGAUGAAACUCAAGGACGUUAAUGUGUUGUUAAAAGAAUACUUCAGGAAAUUCUUGCUUAGCUAAGCUAAGUGGCUGCUGGCUAUAGCUUCGUAUUGAACAGAGGGAUAUGAGAGUGGUAUCGACCUUCUCAUCUACCUAAAAUAAACAAGAAUGCAAAAAAAGCACACUUCCCAAAAUGUCAAACAGUCCCUUUAAGGCCUGGAUCUAGUCCAGAAAUGGACUGACGGUGGGCAUUGAUGUGGCCUGUUACUAUACUGGGUGUCUGCAUACACUGAAGUGUCUACACUGGCAGUGAUUUCUGAGGAUACGCACAAUCAACACAAACGUAGACUGUGCAAAGUAGCCAUCAUGCACACACAGAUGCAUAGUUAAAAGCAAGCAUAUAAGCACUCAUAAAGAUCACAAACUGCCCUCUCUUCUCCUAGCCUCUGCCCUCUCCCCAGUCAGCUCAUGGUUGGUUAUCUACUGUGCUGUGCAUCAACAUCUCACGCUCAUCUUCAUCUCAGCUGGGCUGCAGUUGAGCAAUAGGAAGUUACAUCAAGGCUUCAGCACUGUUUGCACGGAAUAAUGUCAUGUAAUGAGGAUGGAGAAAAAAAAACUAAGGGUUUCACUUCAAAACUGCUCAUCACGGGUCAUGUUGUAAGAAGGAGUUUGCUGACGAGAAUACCAUUUUGAAAUGAACCUCUUUACUUGCAGGCAUGUGUUUAACACCAGAGCAUGCUCUUAGUCAUGAUACACUGUACCUCCAGGAGGAAAUGAUCUCCAUUGUCUAACAAUAUCCUUGGUAAUGGUUGCUGGCUUGCUUUGAGUAAUCUUGAGUCAUACUGCUAAGUACACAUUAAACCACCUCUUCAUCUCCAGCCAGACAGCUGUGUUUGGAUUACAGCCUCAAGUUAACCAUUACAUCUUACCCUGAGACAGACUGUAAUUCACCCUGCUGUCUUUAUAAUUGUGCUCUGUGCUGUGAAUCCCUUUUAUCAUAUGUCUAAACAUGUCUUUUUGUGAGUGGGAUUAUUUCUGAACCUUAUUUAGAUCUACUUUUUACUUUCUCCUUCCAGUUUUUGCUAGACAUGAUCAAUAACUAAUAACUGGGGCAGUAACUGUAGAAGAGUACAUGGAAAAGAUUUCUUGGUCGAUCUUGGUCUUACAGGAGGCUUUCUACCUGUAGAUAUUAUGGCGUAGAAAUACAGAGAAACAACUAAUAUAUUGAACCCUAAGCAGCACCUCUGUUUCCCAAAAUCAGAAAAGGAUUCUGAGAAUGGAGAUCUUUUCCUCUGGUGUUUCAUCUCACGGUCUACCACUUAAAGGUAUCCAUGCCUACUAUAACCUACUGUGUUUGACUGCCUUAGCCUCCCAGGGAGAGAGGGGCAUCAUGGGAGCUUGUGAACACUACACUGUGAUUGGCUAUUGCUCUUACAUGGGGGUGGGACUUUGAUCUGCUCAUGGCUCAUCACAACGUGGGCCAGGGCUUAUCGUCCAAACCCAGGAGGAGCCAUUUCUCGGUUGUAGCAUCUCAGUUUAUUUAGUUUCAACCCUCUCUUCCCCCUGCAAAAAAAUAUGUAUGUUUUCUUGUACCUUUUUUUUGUUUUUGAAAUGAAUUUUAUUUUCUCUUAAGAAUUUUACCUUUUGAUUUUAUUUUUAAGAGCAUUGUUAUCUUGGACAUUGGCAGAAGAGAUUUUCAAAAAAAUAAUGAAAAAAAAGAAAAAGAAAGAAAACUGAGUGGGCACAAGAUCAGUCAUUUCAAAAUAAAAAUUGAUGUUUUUUCCAAAAA
Messenger RNA from Epinephelus lanceolatus (giant grouper), 3188 nucleotides. RefSeq names its product coactosin-like F-actin binding protein 1 (gene cotl1). Gene Ontology annotation, cellular component: site of polarized growth; actin filament; cortical actin cytoskeleton. Lineage: Eukaryota; Metazoa; Chordata; Actinopteri; Perciformes; Serranidae. Gene Ontology annotation, biological process: regulation of actin filament polymerization. Gene Ontology annotation, molecular function: actin filament binding. The record is from RefSeq and is a predicted model, not a curated record.